AAGCACUGAUGAUCACUUCCUUGCAUUGACGUUCCACUGAUUAUCCUCCUUAGAAUUAAUUAGUAGCUAGCUAGCUGAACUAAUUAAAUUUGAUAAGGAAUGAAAACCAACAUGCAGGAUGGUGCACCAGAACUGGUUUUGGUCUGGAAAGCGUGGCUCUUCUUUGCUUUUGCCAUUGCUAAUAUUCUUGGCAACUCAAAACUAGCUGCAGGAAAAAAUCAGCAUGCUGGAAGAAAACUUGCUGCUGACAUUCCAGGUUUCAUGAGCAUCGACUGUGGCAGCGAUGAAGACUCGAUUGACAAGGAAACCGGCAUUCCUUACAAAUCUGACAAGGAGCUUGUAAAUACUGGAAUAGUUGCGACGGUAUCCCCUGAUUGGUCCGGCUACAUUACAGAGCAGUUCAAGAACCUGAGAAGUUUUCCGCAAGGAACAAGGAAUUGUUACGCCCUAAAACCGGAGCAAGUCAAAUACAAUAAUUAUAUGAUCAGAGCUCAAUUCCUGUACGGAAAUUACGAUGGCAAAAACCAGACCCCAAAAUUUGACCUGCAUCUUGGCCCUAAUUGGUGGGCAACAGUGAGUUCAUCUGAUCCGGUUUAUUACGAGAUUAUUUAUACUCCCUUGACGGAUUACAUAGAUGUGUGCCUUGUGAACACUAACAAUGGGAUACCCUUCAUUUCAACGCUGGAACUACGACGUUUGGACAAUUCCAUUUAUCGGACGGAGGACGGCGCACUCGCAAUCAUUAGCCGAUACGACGUCGGCAAAGACAUUAGAAGUGGAUCUCGCAGGUAUCCAGGCGACGUCUAUGAUCGCUACUGGGAGCCUUUGCUAAUUGAAGGAUGCAUUCCAAUCGCCACCAAUUCGACCGUUUUCAGCACCCAAGGCAAUGAUAACGCAUAUAAAUUACCGGCCGAGGUGUUGAGGACUGCCGCCGGAACGCCGAACGGUAGCAUUCCCUUGGCCUUAGUCUGGUCUCCUCCAAACUCUCUUUCUAAAUGUUAUUUUUACUUUCACUUUGCUGAGAUUGAGAAGCUCGGAGCCGGUCAGCAGAGGGAAUUCACGAUCAAUUUGAACGGCGAGCGCAACCUGAGAGAAUCUGUUAAGCUUGAUUAUCUAAACCCACUCACCGUGGUCCAGGAUGAUCCGCCAGUUAGUGGAAGCCGGCUUAAUUUUUCAAUCAAUGCAGCUGGGAUGACUAAGUUUCCUCCGAUCCUAAACGCCGUUGAGAUUUUUGAGUUGCAAGAGCUCCCAAAUAAGCCAACGGCCAUAGCUGAUGUUGAAGCUAUCAUGGAAAUCAAGGAACUGUACAACGUGAUUCGAAACUGGCAAGGCGAUCCAUGUGCCCCAAGUGAUUACUCAUGGGAGGGUUUGAACUGCAGUAACGACAAUCAUCCGAGGAUCAUCUCAUUAAACUUGAGCUCAAGCAAACUGGCAGGGGAGAUUGCAACUUCAUUCUCCAAUCUCAAAGCACUGCAAUCUUUGGAUUUGUCAUAUAAUGACUUAACUGGGCCAUUUCCAGAAGUUUUAACACAACUGCCGUAUUUGAACACCCUUGAUUUAAGUGGUAACAAAAUCACGGGUUCAGUUCCUGAGGCUCUUGUGCAAAAGUCUAAGGAUGGAAAAUUUGUCCUGAGAGUCGGCGACAAUCCAGAUCUUUAUCAAUCAGCUCCAACCAAGAGAAAGAAGAAAAAUGAGAUUGUUGUUGCAUCGUCUAUAGCAGUCCUGAUCCUUCUGUUCAUCUUUAGUACUCUGGCUGGUACUCUGGCUAUAUAUAGAAGGAAAAGACGAAGAGAGACAAGUUAGAGUAGUCUCGGACAACAGGACAGCGAUCACGAAAUCAAGAGCUCGAGCUAGCAAUAGUAAGCCUAUGGUAUAUAAUUUUGUAUGUGAGUAGCGGUUUUAGGGUAUACGGAUGCGGAAACUGCAUCCACAUACCCUUUAUAUAUAUACACACACAAAUUUUUAUUAUAUAUUAUAGUUGAUAUAUUCAAUAUAACAUAAUGACAUCAACAUCCACUUAUGAAUAUGUUAUAUUUAGACAAUUUAUGUUUUUUAUGUUACGAAUUUGUAAUAUUAUUAUUAUUUUUUAUGUUAGAUUUGUAAUUUACGUUUUUUUAUGUUUGCUAGCUUGAUUGUUA
Messenger RNA from Alnus glutinosa, 2138 nucleotides. Its product is annotated as senescence-induced receptor-like serine/threonine-protein kinase. The transcript is spliced from 8 exons. Gene Ontology annotation, molecular function: protein binding. The coding region runs from base 100 to 1803 and encodes 567 amino acids. The record is from RefSeq and is a predicted model, not a curated record. Lineage: Eukaryota; Viridiplantae; Streptophyta; Magnoliopsida; Fagales; Betulaceae.